This is a messenger RNA of Aedes aegypti (yellow fever mosquito), 1967 nucleotides long. Its product is annotated as NADP-dependent malic enzyme. The transcript is spliced from 3 exons. The coding region runs from base 1 to 1839 and encodes 612 amino acids. Gene Ontology annotation, molecular function: malate dehydrogenase (decarboxylating) (NAD+) activity; malate dehydrogenase (decarboxylating) (NADP+) activity; NAD binding. The record is from RefSeq and is a predicted model, not a curated record. Gene Ontology annotation, cellular component: mitochondrion. NCBI's taxonomy places the organism in Eukaryota, Metazoa, Arthropoda, Insecta, Diptera, Culicidae. Gene Ontology annotation, biological process: pyruvate metabolic process; malate metabolic process.
AUGCGAAUAAUAAUAGUAUUGUCACGUUCCCGAGGAGUUCCUGUACUAACACGUCGACUCUUCCCAAAAUCCCCCUCGUUUAUCAUCCAUCGCACCUUCAACGACUCCAACGGCGGCCUCAUAAUGCCGGGUCAACUUCGCGGCUACGACCACCUGCGCGAACCCAGGCUGAACAAAGGCCUCGCCUUCACCCUGGAAGAGCGUCAAUCGCUCGGCAUUCACGGUCUACUCCCGGCCCAGAUUCGCACCCUUGAUGAACAACUGGAACUCUGUCGCCUAGCAUUCUCCCGCUACAAGGAAGACCUGCACAAGUACGUCUACAUGGUCGAACUGCACGAUCGCAACGAGAAGCUGUUCUUCCGGCUGCUCACCGAAGACAUCGAGCGAAUGAUGCCGAUCGUCUACACGCCGACGGUGGGGCUGGCCUGUCAGAAGUUCGGGUUUAUCUUUCGGCGGUCGGUCGGGUUGUUCGUGACGAUCAACGAUCGGGGACAUGUCUACGAGGUGUUGAAGAACUGGCCCGAGAUGGACGUGAGGGCGAUCGUGGUGACGGAUGGGGAACGCAUAUUGGGACUGGGGGAUUUGGGCGCGCAAGGGAUGGGAAUUCCGGUGGGAAAGCUGGCCUUGUAUACGGCGCUGGCCGGAGUGAAGCCACAUCAAUGCUUGCCGGUGGUGAUCGACGUGGGGACGAACAACGAGGAGUUUCUGCAGGAUCCGUUGUAUAUUGGGUUGAAGCAGAAGCGGGUGAGAGGGGAAGAGUACGACGCGUUGAUUGACGAGUUCAUGGCGGCCGUGGUGAAGAGGUACGGACAGAAUACGCUGAUUCAGUUCGAGGAUUUCGGGAAUAAGAACGCGUUCAAGUUCUUGGAUAGAUAUCGGAACUCGUACUGUACGUUCAACGAUGACAUUCAAGGAACGGCGGCCAUUGUGGUGGCAGGGUUGAUGGCUUCGCAGAAGAUUGUGGGGCGGAGCAUGUCCGAACACAAGUUUCUGUUCCUAGGAGCGGGUGAGGCAGCGAUUGGGAUUGCUGAUCUUUUGGUGAGAGCGAUGGAAUCUGACGGGAUUCCGGAGGAUCAAGCUCAGGAGAAAAUUUGGAUGUUUGACAAACAAGGGCUGCUGGCGAAAGAAAGAGAAGAAGGGGAGCUGGAGGGUCACAAGAUCCGGUACGCUAAAGACAAAUGUCCGACCAAAGACUUCUUGGAGGUUGUCAAAAAGGUCCAACCGUCUGUGCUGAUCGGAGCUUCGGCCGCCGCAGGCGCGUUCAAUAAGGAUGUUCUCAGAACCAUGGCAGACUGUAAUGAACGUCCGAUAAUAUUUGCCUUAUCGAAUCCAACGGCCAUGGCGGAAUGCACAGCUCAAGAGGCGUACGACUUUACGGAUGGUCGUUGCUUAUUCGCGUCAGGAUCUCCAUUUCCACCGGUGGAAUUCAACGGAAAGACCUUCGUCACAGGUCAGGGAAACAACGCGUAUGUAUUCCCGGGAGUGGCCUUGGGGGUGAUUGCAUCCGGAAUCCAUCACAUAUCGGACGAUAUUUUUCUGAAGGCUGCGGAGGUCGUUGCCAAUAAGGUUUCUGAAGAAGAUUUGUCCAAGGGAUUGCUGUAUCCACCGUUGAGCAGCAUCAAGCAAUGCUCGAUUGAAAUAGCUGUCGGUGUGCUUGAAUAUGCGUACCAAAAAGGAAUCGCGUCCAGAUAUCCCGAACCCGAAGACAAGCUCGCUCUCAUAAAAUCGCAUCAAUACAGCUUCUGCUACGAACGAUCUCUCCCUGCUACUUGGCGAUGGCCGCAAAACCAUUGCAAACCCCAGGGAACCGUUAAGGAUCCAUGUUUAAAUGAUUCGUAACUUACUACUUUCUUGUAUUUCAUGAAGCCUAUUUUAUUAUACGUCAACCAAUUAGAUAACAAAUUAUUACUCUUAUAAAACCCUUCUGUUUUAAUCACUAAGCCUUGGGUGCCCGAUUGGUAAGGAAC